Molecule: messenger RNA, 246 nt
Organism: Tetrahymena thermophila SB210
Lineage: Eukaryota; Ciliophora; Oligohymenophorea; Hymenostomatida; Tetrahymenidae
Exons: 1
Source: RefSeq, a predicted model, not a curated record
AUGGAAAGUGAAUAGGGUUAACAAAUCAUUACAUUAAAGGAAUUGUUUGAAGGCUGGAGAACGGUCAAAGAUUAAAUAUAAAAGGAAAGGUAAAAAAUUUAAAUGACGAUGAAAAGAAAUACAUGGAUUCAAUAUAUUUCUUAUAAACAAGUUUAGGGAACUAGCAAUAUAGAUUCAUAUUCUCUAAAACCAAACUUUGAGAAAGCAGUCAAUCAGAGUAUGGAAACAGAAAUACAGAGUAAUUGA